Molecule: messenger RNA, 294 nt
Organism: Leptosia nina
Lineage: Eukaryota; Metazoa; Arthropoda; Insecta; Lepidoptera; Pieridae
Source: the annotation of a GenBank genome assembly
AUGGCGACCGAAGUUGAAGAAACCAUUAAACGAAUUCAAGCGCAUAAGGGUGUUAUGGGUGUCGUCAUAGUAAAUCAUGAAGGCAUUCCAAUUAAAAGUUCUCUUGAUAACGCUACUUCUGUGUUAUAUUCUGGUUUAAUAAGUCAACUUACUGAGAAAGCGAGAAAUGUUGUGCGUGAAAUGGAUUCAACAAAUGAGUUAACUUUCCUUAGAGUGAGAAGCAGACGGCAUGAAAUUUUAAUUGCACCUGACCGUGAAUUCAUUCUGAUUGUUAUUCAGAAUACUUCAGACUAG